GCCCCCACCCCCCGACCCCCCUCUCUCUCGCGGUUGUGUCACGUAAUGAAAGAGGCCUUAACUUUUAUCGGUACCAUUGUGAUUACAGGGCCGAAGGGGAGCCUUGGCGCAGUGGUAAAGCUGCUGCCUUGUGACCAUGAGGUCAUGGGUUCAAGUCCUGGAAACAGCCUCUUACAGAAAUGUAGGGAAAGGCUGCGUACUAUAGACCCAAAGUGGUCGGACCCUUCCCUGGACCCUGCGCAAGCGGGAGCUACAUGCACCAGGUUGCCCCUUUAUUGUGAUUACAGGGCCCUAUCCAGCUGAUGUCUGUGUCCGAUGAAGCACACGCAUUAGUUUCUUAUACUGACAAUAAUAAAGAAGUCAAAGUCUGGUCUUGUGAUCACCAAAAUUGCACUGUCAUUUCUACAGUCUCCCUUGCCAUGCAUACUCAGCCAAAGACAGUAGAGUGUAAAAGGAGCACAUCAUAUGAAGCCGGGGGAAUUGUUCUUGCAGUAUCAAAGAAAGGUGUGGCUUAUGUGUGGGAUUUGCAGACCCUUUCCCAAGAUCAAGUACUGCCCACCAAAAUCUCAGUAAAAAAAUCACUUGAUAAAAAGGGCCGUGUGUCAAUUAUUUUAGCUAGGUUAUGUGAUGCCGAAGAAGACAACAUAAUUAAGGUUCAUGUUGUGUUUGGAUCACUAGACUGUUUACAGUUCAAGAUUGUUGUAUUGGGUGAGAAUUGUGAGGACAUCAACUUGGUUGCGGAAUCUGAUGCAUUAGCUUCAGAAGAGCAAGAUGCAAAAGUAAAUAACAAGAUGGAUGAUGAACAAGAUCGACAGGAGAAUACAAACCUCACUCGUCAAGGAAGACCAAACAAAAGGACAGCAUCUGUUUUGGAUUCUAUCACUGACACAGUCAAGGAGGGGAAUCCAGAGUAUAAUCUAGAUGAACCAACUAUGGAGCAGAAACUCGAGAGUCUAAAUUUGCUCAAUAAGUCUGAAUUCCUUGAAGAGCAAUCAGCCUCUCUGGCGCCGCCGAGUGCGGAUUCAGUCUAUAUUUUGCUGAAGCAAGCUUUGCGUGCUGAUGAUCACGCUGAAUUGUUGAAAUGCAUGUACAAUAGAGAUGAAAAGGUCAUUGUAAAGUCAGUAUCACUCCUAACACCAGGAGAUGCUCUGAAGCUUCUCAAGUUCUUCGUGUCGUCAAUACAAUCUAGGGGUGCAAAGCUGGUUUGUUUGCUCCCGUGGCUUCAAACUUUACUUAGCCGGCACAUGAGCAGCAUCGUGUCGCAGGAGUCUUCUCUGCUGUUGCUCAAUUCACUCUAUCAGCUUAUUGAUGCAAGAACGUCGACCUUCAAAUCAGCACUUCAACUCUCUACUACCCUUGAUUACCGUUUCAGUGAGAUUGCUGAUGAAGAAACUGACGAGGAAGAGGCGGCCGCACCGAUUAUCUACGAGGACAAGGACACAGAGGACGAAGAAUCUGACAUCGAUGCUAUGGAAACCGAUGGGGAGAGUGAAGAGCUCGGCGAUUCAGAUGGAAGUGAGAGAGUAUUAUGAGCGACUGACCUGUAGACUCUUAUAGGACUGAGCUCUCAAUCAUCCUUUUCGGGUCUUGCUAAAAAAAUCAUUUGUAAAAGGUAGGAGCUCGAAAGCUCAUGGUGUAUGAGGCUGAGAUUUUCAUGGGAAACCCAGCUGGGCUUGUACUAUGUUAAGCAUCGUGUUAUGUAGCAUAAACACUCAAAUAUCUGCAAGCAUUUGAAAUGCAUUUCAUUUACGAGAUCACAACUUA
Triticum aestivum (bread wheat) is the source of this 1764-nucleotide messenger RNA. RefSeq lists its product as uncharacterized. Bases 303 to 1532 code for a protein of 409 amino acids. Gene Ontology annotation, molecular function: protein binding. The transcript has 7 exons. The record is from RefSeq and is a predicted model, not a curated record. Lineage: Eukaryota; Viridiplantae; Streptophyta; Magnoliopsida; Poales; Poaceae.